UCCAUCGGUGGAUUGUCCACGUCUGAUGCUGCUGCUGAUGAUGAGCUGACAACAAUCCUAAUUAUGAUAAUUAUGAUGAUGCGAGACCUCACGAAUGAUUAUUAUUACUGCUGAUGGAUGACACUGACACCGUUGCUAAUGACACUGCCGAUGACACGACCCGAACAGACGUGCGGACAAACAAAGAGCUCGCAUCGCAGCUCGUCGGAUUCCUCCAGCGCAAACACACAUUCUGACAUGUGCCGAUAUAUGCGCUCACACGCACACACACACAGGCUCGCCGGCGCGGACGUGCUUCCAGCUACCCACGCCGCCGCCGACCCCUUUGGCCAUGGGGAACAAAGCGCUGCCGGCCCCCAUACCCAUCAACCCGGCGCUGCCCUUCACCGUCAACUACAACCUCCUGCAAGCGGUGGGCGCCCUCCCGCCGGGCCUCGAAGCGCUGUACGGAUUCGGCGCCCUGCAGGGGCUUCACCUGCAGCAGUGGACCCUCGGCUACCCGCGCCUGGCCGCGGCGGUGCUCCCCGAGCAUUGCGCGGUGCUCGAGGGUCGCUUUCCUCUGCCGCUCCUGCCGCUGUCGCCCCACCACCACCACCACCACCACGCCACCUCCUCAUCCUCCUCAUCCUCCUUCCACGCGGACGACAAACGCCACUCGCUGCUGGCGCGCAAGGAGCGGCCGAGGUUCGACUUCGCGAACCUCGCGGCGGCAGCGACCCGACGCGAAAACCUGGAGGAGGAGAAGAGGCUCAAGAGCGCCGCGCUGGCGGGAGGAGGAGGAGGUGGGGGAGGAGGAGGAGGGAGAGGAGGAGGAGGGGGAGAAGGAGGGGGAGGAGGAGGGGGAGCCGCGGUGGUGUCCGCGGUGAUCGGCGCCCCCGCGGUCGAGCAGAGAGGGGAGCGCAAAGCGACGCGCGGGCGAGCGCCCUCCAAGGCGAAGAAGGAGUUCAUUUGCAAGUUUUGCUGCCGCCACUUUACCAAGAGCUACAACCUGCUGAUCCACGAGCGCACGCACACGGACGAGCGGCCCUACACGUGCGACAUCUGCCACAAGGCGUUCCGGAGGCAGGAUCACCUGCGAGACCACAGGUACAUCCACUCGAAGGAGAAACCUUUCAAGUGCCAGGAGUGCGGGAAGGGCUUCUGUCAGUCGAGGACACUGGCCGUGCACAAGACCCUUCACAUGCAGGAGUCGCCGCACAAGUGCCCGACUUGCGGCCGGACCUUCAACCAGAGGAGUAACCUCAAGACUCACCUGCUAACGCACACAGACAUCAAGCCCUACAACUGCGAACAGUGCGGCAAAGUGUUCCGGCGUAACUGUGACCUGCGGCGGCACAGCCUGACCCACAACCCGAGGCUCGUCUUUUGAACGGCGCCUGGCGGCUUCGCGCGAGUGGAAAUCUCGCGUGCGGGAGCGCCGUAGAGCAGUGGUGGUGGGGGUGGUGGGGGUGGUGGCGGUGGCGGCCACGACCAUGCGCAGCUGUAGGGCACGCGAGAGGAAGAUUUGAGAGCAGAGGUGCGCGGCGGCUGUCGGUGGGGGAGGGCGGCUGCAGCCUCCGAUUUAUCCCCGCAACUCCGAUGAGCACCGCGGGCUACGUUACGGUGCGAAGGAAGUUCAUCGCACCGGGGAGGCGCCCGUGAAGAGGGGGUGAUAUUGUCCUGCGGUCCUCCCCCACGCCAUCGCCUUGCGCCAGGGCACAUGCUCGAACCACGCCACCCUACUGACUGGCACACACACAGAGAGAGAGAGAGUGUGUGCGUGUCCACGCGCGCGCGGUGUUUGUAUGGAAUUUAGAAAUAUCGCACUUAUAUAAAGGCACUCGACGUUUGGCCUCCGAGGCUAAAUCACACGACGGGGGUGGGGGGAGGGGUGAUGAGACGGGUGCGCAUUUGUUAGCGCGCACCCGCGUUAAGAACCCGCCAACCUGAGUUCGAUUAUAAUCGAUAAUUAUCUAUCAUAACCGAUAUUUCUCGAUUAUAAUCGAUCAUUAUCGGCUACGGCCAACAUCAUUGGCGAGCGAUAUAAGGGACAAGGUUUUUGUUGUUUUAAACUUAAAACGUAGGCGUUCGUAGCCAAUGCAAUGAUGGGUAUUUGUUUAUGGGUUAGGCCUCGUAACAUUACCAAGUGACCUACCGAACCCGAGCACAAAAUACGUAUCAAGAACCGGUUUUCUAAACGGGCACCCCCUCGCCCACUCACCCCCUUCACCAACUCGCACUGGCCAGCGAGGUCAAACAAGCGAGGUCAAACAAGCGUGGUCAAACAAGGCUGUUAAUCAUCACCAUUGUUAUGUGAAUCACUUGGGGCACGCUCGCACAUCGCGUGUAAAUGAAAAUACGGUCGCGCUUGACGGUGACGCAUUGUCAAGUGACUCUUUGACAUGACGCAUGACGAGUUGGAUCAGCCUCGUUUUGUUCCAGAGACGGGUGACUGGAUUUUGAAGGUAGCAUAGUAAUAUAUAUAUACACAC
Petromyzon marinus (sea lamprey) is the source of this 2471-nucleotide messenger RNA. RefSeq names its product protein odd-skipped-related 2-B-like. Gene Ontology annotation, biological process: embryo development; regulation of transcription by RNA polymerase II. Gene Ontology annotation, cellular component: nucleus. Gene Ontology annotation, molecular function: DNA-binding transcription factor activity, RNA polymerase II-specific; RNA polymerase II transcription regulatory region sequence-specific DNA binding. NCBI's taxonomy places the organism in Eukaryota, Metazoa, Chordata, Hyperoartia, Petromyzontiformes, Petromyzontidae. The record is from RefSeq and is a predicted model, not a curated record.